Colletotrichum karsti is the source of this 1647-nucleotide messenger RNA. RefSeq lists its product as uncharacterized. The transcript has 3 exons. The coding region runs from base 1 to 1647 and encodes 548 amino acids. NCBI's taxonomy places the organism in Eukaryota, Fungi, Ascomycota, Sordariomycetes, Glomerellales, Glomerellaceae. The record is from RefSeq and is a predicted model, not a curated record. Gene Ontology annotation, molecular function: oxidoreductase activity, acting on paired donors, with incorporation or reduction of molecular oxygen; monooxygenase activity; heme binding.
AUGCCGCAAUCAACAAUAAGCAGUUCUCAUAUCUGGACAGCGGCCAUCGCUGCGGGGACUGCUGCGGUCAUCUACUUCUUCACAAAGUUCUACGCGGCCCGAGAGAGGAUAUGGACACUGCAGAGAGCGAACCUACCGAUGCCGAAGUUCUCCUUUCUCGGAGGUCACUUCCCAGUGCUCGGCAAGGUCAUGCGCUCCCUGCCAUCAGAUUCCAUCGUGCAUAACAUUAUGUGGCAUAUCUCACAUGACUACCCAAACGGUAUCUUCUACAUGAGUCUAUGGCCGUUCACCGGGACCGUGAUGAUCAUCGCCGAUGCGGAUGCUGCAUCUCAGGUCGAAGGUCGUAUCAUCGGCAAAGGACCCGACAUCAUUCCUCCUUUGGAGACCAUCACCGGGGGCAAGAGCCUCUUGACUAUGGAGGGAGAAGAGUGGAAGAAGUGGCGACGUUUGUUCAACCCUGGCUUCAGUGCGGGUUAUAUGAUGGGUUUGGCGCCUCUGAUUGCAGACGAGGUCGCUGUCUUUCGGCAGAAGCUGCUAGAUCGAUGCUCGGAAGGAGUCAGCGAGGUUUUCCAACUGGAGGACUUAACCUUGAGACUCACUUUUGACAUCAUCGGAUCAGUAGUCCUGGACGUCCGUCUUCGUCACCAAGUUGAAGACCACCCACUAGCCACGGCGCUCCGCAGACAGAUCGAGUGGACGACGUUCUCAGCACCUUUGAAUCCCUUGACCAAAUACUUUACAGUCCGGCCACUCGUGCACUGGCUCAACGGUAAGCAUUUGGACAGAUGCAUCGGCAAGGAGCUUGAUGAGCGCCUCACAGACUACUUCAGUCAGCAACCAUCGUCGGCGAGCAAAGCCCCUUCAAAGUCUGUAGCGUCCCUAUUCAUCGAUGAGUAUGUGAAAGAGAUGGGUGAAAAGAGAGUAGAAGACACUAAAGAGGCCAUCAAAAAGAUCAUCACCCCGCAAGUGAGACUUUUCCUACUAGCCGGGCAUGAUACAACCAGCAGCACACUGCUAUACUGCUAUCAUCUCCUCUCGAAGAAUCCCAAGAUUCUUUCCCGAGUGGUAGAAGAGCAUAACGAGAUCUUUGGCCUAAAUUCGUCCCAAGUUCAAGACAAGAUCCACCAAGACCCUCAACUUCUCAAUAAGAUCCCGUACACCUUGGCUUUCAUCAAGGAGGUGCUUCGUAUCUAUCCUCCAGCAGGCGCUAUGCGAGAAGGAAGCUCAGAUCUGGACAUCAUCGACGAAGACGGCCGCGCACACCCGACCGAGGACUGCAGCAUCUGGACGCUCAUCCUUGCCAUCCACCACAACCCAAAAUACUGGAAGGAUCCAGAGCUCUGCAUUCCAGAACGCUGGCUGGUUGGGCCAGAAGACCCUCUGUAUCCUCACAAAGGGGCCUGGCGGCCGUUCGAAUGGGGCCCGAGGAGCUGCAUAGGACAGACGUUGGCGCUCUUAGAACUCCGAAUUGCGUUGGCGAUGACUGUCAGGGAGUUUAAGAUAACGGCCGCCUAUGAUGAGUGGGAUCAGCUCCAUGCUAAGCGUGGGAUCAAGACUAUCAAUGGCGAUAGAGUUUACCAAGCUGCAAAAGGAGGAGGCGGAGCUCAUCCAGCCGACGAAUUUCCUGUCAGGAUCGAGCUGCGAUAG